Molecule: messenger RNA, 750 nt
Organism: Abrus precatorius (Indian licorice)
Lineage: Eukaryota; Viridiplantae; Streptophyta; Magnoliopsida; Fabales; Fabaceae
Exons: 1
Coding region: 1-750 (249 amino acids)
Biological process (GO): proteasome-mediated ubiquitin-dependent protein catabolic process
Cellular component (GO): nucleoplasm; cytosol
Molecular function (GO): ubiquitin binding; polyubiquitin modification-dependent protein binding; proteasome binding
Source: RefSeq, a predicted model, not a curated record
AUGAGAGUUGCUAUUGUCACAAGAACAAACCAAUUUUUCAUUGAAGUAGGUAUCCAAGAAACAGUUGUUGAAAUCAAGAGGAAAAUAGAACAAAUCCAUGGGGUUCCAGUGGCUUCACAAGUCCUAACCGUUUCUGGGUGGGAACUAUUGGAUGGAUUGGACAUGGAAGAUUACCCAAUAGUGACUGAAGGUACAAAAGUUGAUCUUUCCUUCAAAACAAUGGAGACACAUCCUAACAAAAUGCAAAUCACAGUAAAAUUUUCAGCUAGAAAGAUUAACAUAGAGGUGGAUAGAACAGAUACUGUUCGUAGCUUAAAGGAAAAAAUUCACAUCAUUGAUAGCACACCCAUCAAAAGAAUGUCACUUUUCUUUUCAGGGACAGAAUUGGAUGAAGACUUUAGAAACUUAAAUGAAUAUGGAAUACGUGAAUCUUCUGAAAUUGUUGUGUUCCUCAAGAACAUGAAUCGAUCAAGAGAAGAACCUCCUACAAGAAAGUUAAGCUUGGUGGUGCAAACUUCAUCUAGUUUGCUUAAUGCAGCCACCAUUCCAUUGGAGAUGAGAGAUGCAAGCACUGUCAAUGACUUGAAGCAGUUACUAUUAAGCAGAAAAAUAUUGCCACUUGACAACUAUGUGUUUAUACACAGGCAGAGGAUCAUGCGUGAUAGCUGUAGCCUUCGAUGGCAUGGAGUUGAAAACGGAGACUGUCUCUAUGUGUUUAAAGGGACAGUCAGUCGAAAUGGGUACGAAUGA